GCACACAUGACACAUGCUAGUAUUUUGCAAGGCAUUUCGUACUUGCGAACCGCACUCUGCAUGCGCCGAACAGGCCUGGAUCCGGGGAUCCGGAUCCGCUCGUCCUUGACCGCAACUGCACCUCGCAUGUCCCUUCAAGCUCCCGCCGGCGCCCUAUUCCUACUCGACAGUCGACACCUGGACUCAACGCCGCCAUGCUCGAGUGGACACCCGAUCCAUUCGGGCUCAGAUCAGUUGAUCGCUUCCUCUCAAGUGGUUUGCUUGGACUGACAGACUGCUCGUUUCAUUCGUUGCGCGGCUGCGACUGUGAGCGGCUGUGACUGUGAGCGGCUGCGCACGUAGCAAAUGGCCGGGUGGAGAAAGGCGUGGCUGUCGGUGCUGGACCGGGCCGCCGCCGCCGGCGGCGGUGGCAGCACCGGCUCCCUGCAGGCGCACCUGCAGGGCCUCCUCCACUUCCCGUCCUUCCUCGUCCUCGCCAGUUACAAGCGGGGCGGUACGUACGGGAGCGGCCACGUGAGCGGCAAGGCGGUGGCGGCCUGCUUCUCCGUCGCGCUCGCGCUCGCCUUCUUCUACGCCUCGGUCACCGGCUCCUUACCUUCCCCAGCCGCCGCUUCCUCCUCCUCCGCGCUUCUCUUGCCGUGGCUGUCGUCGAACUCGUACUCGUCGUCGCCGACGUCACCGAAGAAAUCGCUUCCUACUACCGUCACUGCGGGCGGCGCUGCCGAUCACCGGACCGACGCGCGCAACGCCACCGUGGUGUCGCGUCGCGUGCAGACCGGCGCGGUGGGGGACUCGUCGGGUUCGGAGGUCGGAUUGGGGCAAGAGACGUCAGCGCCCCGGCACACGGGCGGCGGCAGCGCGCAGGGUCUCCCCGUGCCGGACGCCGGAAACGCCACCGUGGGUUCCGACGCGGAACCCACCAGUAACAGUAACCGCACCAGAGAAGACGAACUGCAAGUGGAAACCGCGAUGCCGAUGCUGCAGUGGCAAAGGACAGACGGAGCCAAUCGUCCUUUCCACGACACCGUCGUCGUCGGUGCUGCCGCCGGUCAGCAAGCGGCGACGAACACUGACGACGUCGCCACCGGCAACUCCAGAUACACAGGGACAUCAGAAGAAACAACCAAGAGCGCCGCCGCUGGCUACGUCCAGAGCCUGGCACGGCGAGCGGCUCUGCCAUCACGGUCGGAGCGGAAGGCGGAAAGGCGCAGGCGCAGGAGAGCCGUGAGGCACAGGCACCCGAGGCGACGGAAGGAGAUCAUGCUCUCGGCGCAGGAUCUCGCUGUCGCUGCCGAGCGGAGCCACGAGGAGAUGGCUGGCGUCAAAACCAGCUUCGCCGUCGGGCCAGGCAAUGACGUGGUUGGCGUGAACGCCAGCACGGGCGGCGUGGUCGGGGCCGGCAACAACCGUGUCGUGUGGACGUCCGGCGUGCAAGACCUGGUUUCCUUCGCCAAGUGCGACGUGUUCAGCGGAAGGUGGGUGAGGGACGAGAGCUACGGGUUCUACCCGCCCAAAUCGUGCGCACUCAUCGACGACGACUUCAACUGCCACAAGAACGGCCGGCCGGACAGUGACUUCCUCAGGUGGCGGUGGCAGCCGCACGGCUGUGACAUUCCCAGGCUGAACGCGGCUGAGUUCCUGGAGAGGCUGAGAGGGCAGAGGAUCAUAUUCGUCGGCGACUCGCUGAACCGGAACAUGUGGGAGUCGCUGGUCUGCAUCCUUCGCCAUGGCGUCAGGGACAAGAGGAACGUGUAUGAGGCAUCGGGGAAGAACCAGUUCAAGACCCGAGGAUACUACUCCUUCAAAUUCAGGGAGUACAAUUGCUCGGUUGAUUUCAUAAGAUCAAUAUUCCUCGUCAGGCAGAUGAUCCGCGAGGGGAGAAACGGUACUGAAGAUGCAAAGCUGAAACUGGAUGAGCUAGACGCGACGACUCCAGCAUACCGGACUGCAGACAUCAUCGUCUUCAACACCGGUCACUGGUGGACUCACUACAAAACAUCAAGAGGGCUGAACUAUUACCAAGAGGGCAACCAUGUGUAUCCCAGCCUUGACGUUUUGGAUGCAUACAAGAGAGCUCUAGUCACCUGGGCUAGAUGGGUGGACAAGAACAUCGAUCCAAGAAGGACUCAGGUUGUAUUCAGAGGAUAUUCCCUCUCACAUUUCAGAGGAGGGCAGUGGAAUUCAGGAGGGAGAUGCCACACGGAGACUGAGCCAAUAUUGAAUCAGACAUAUCUUACUGAGUACCCUGAGAAGAUGGUAAUCCUGGAGCAGGUCUUGAGGCAGAUGAAAACUCCCGUCAUAUACCUCAACAUCAGCGCACUCACCGAUUACCGAAAAGAUGGCCAUCCGUCAGUCUACCGGGUACGUUAUGAUACAGAGGAGGAACGGAUGGCAAUGGUGAAAAGGCAGGACUGUAGCCACUGGUGCUUGCCUGGCGUGCCAGAUACGUGGAAUCAACUGCUGUAUGCUUCGCUGCUUCAAGCAGGCAAAGGCUCCUGGAAAUUAUGAGAGGAUGGUUACAAAAAAAAACAUUACACAUCAUCAGACAUCUAUUGCAGAUGAUUCAUGAAGCUCUGAUCUGUAAUUAUUUGCAAAUCCAGCAUUUUCUGUAGACCCAUUCCUAGCGCAAAACAUUUAGCACAAGGAUAACCUUUUAGAUUUC
This is a messenger RNA of Sorghum bicolor (sorghum), 2662 nucleotides long. RefSeq names its product protein trichome berefringence-like 7. Lineage: Eukaryota; Viridiplantae; Streptophyta; Magnoliopsida; Poales; Poaceae. Gene Ontology annotation, molecular function: O-acetyltransferase activity. Gene Ontology annotation, cellular component: Golgi apparatus. The record is from RefSeq and is a predicted model, not a curated record. The transcript is spliced from 5 exons. The coding region runs from base 346 to 2508 and encodes 720 amino acids.